This is a messenger RNA of Oncorhynchus tshawytscha (Chinook salmon), 1941 nucleotides long. RefSeq names its product transmembrane protein 100-like. NCBI's taxonomy places the organism in Eukaryota, Metazoa, Chordata, Actinopteri, Salmoniformes, Salmonidae. The record is from RefSeq and is a predicted model, not a curated record. Gene Ontology annotation, biological process: cellular response to BMP stimulus. Bases 223 to 633 code for a protein of 136 amino acids. The transcript has 2 exons.
CUGUGGAAACACAACACACAAUGUGCUGCCGCCACUGGGAGGGCGGACGGAUGCAAUGCAGAACACACACCACACCACGCACCAAACACAUCGAGACAGAGCACAAGCUGUCUCCUGACGACAACAACAGAGAACGCAGCAGCCCCUGUAGUAACAGAAAGAAGAGAUCCACCAGAAGAACCCCUCUCACUCCUCUCCUCUCCCUAGGACCGCAGCUCUGAAAUGGGCUGCUCCUCGGGACGCCAACCCCCGGCCCUGGUGCUUCAACCAGACCUGGACUGUGGCAGCAGCAUACCUCCGGAGUCUCCCCAUAGAGGGGACCUGGUCCAACCCCCAGAGUCUCUCUCCACACUAGAACGACUAGCCCAGGCCACUGGCGGCACGGAGAAGUCUUGGUACCGCUGUGUGUUCCCAUUUGGGGUGAUCUCCCUGGUGAUUGGUGUGGCGGGGACAGGGGUCACCUUCAUGUAUAACACGCCAGACCUGCACCAGACCAAAGUGGUGUCCAUGGUGUUGCUGGUGGUUGGGAUGGUCAUGCUGUUGAUGGCGGCAGUCUGCUGGAGGGACCACAGGCUGAAGAGAAGGAAGAAGAAGGAGGGAGGGUUCUUCUGCUCUGAACAGGGCACCUUGUGAGGUUUGGAGGAGGAAGAGAGAUGUAUGGAACAGAGACACAGACAGAUGAAAGGAUGGAUGGAUGGAAAGGUUGAAAAUCUGUGAGGUCUCAACCUGCCACAUGCUUCAGCGAGACGCUAGAUUUCAGGGUGGUGGAGAGGGUUGAGAGUUCCUAUAUCUUCUUUCUCUUGUUUGGAAAUAUAACCUCCUCCUUCUUUACUUUUUUACCAGGCCCCAUGUCUCUGAGGAGGUUUACUUUGUUUUUCACUAUGUGGAGGAGGGAGGGCGGUGUUUUCAGGGUUUCAAGUUCAGAGAGUUCUGUCAACGGUUAACCGUAGACCCUGAUAACCUACUGUAGCAGUAAGAUGUCCCAUCAGAACGAUGAAAUCAGACUUUGGGUGUGUACCAAAUGACACCAUAUUCCCUACAUAGUGUAUACCCUAUUCCCUACAUUGUGCAUAGUGUAGGGAAUUGGAUGCCAUUUUGGCCCAGCAUUUGUGUCCACACUUUUCAUUCAUAGUGAUUUACGAAUUUCUGCUUUCCCCUUCAGUUGACUUCGCAGUUUCCUAAAAAUGAGGACAUCACUGGAUCUGCCACAGAAUGGGCUGAGAUGUUACAUUUUUACCAGUGGUUCUUUUUCCUGCCGUGUCAGUAAUAAAUUGUGAUGAAUUGACUUGCGUGUGUGUGUAACCGAUGUAAAAUGGCUAGCUAGUUAGCGGUGGUGCGCGCUAAUAGCGUUUCAAUCGGUGACUUCACUUGCUCUGAGACCUUGAAGUAGUGGUUCCCCUUGCUCUGCAAGGGCCGCGGCUUUUGUGGAGCGAUGGGUAACGAUGCUUCGUGGGUGUCAGUUGUCUAUGGGGACGGAUGAAAGUUAAAUUGUUACAUGUGCACCUCGAAGUAGUAUGAAUUUAUAGUUGAAGGUUUCAGAUAAUGACAUCACCCUGCGACAAGACUGCUGUAAGUUUGUCAACUUGGCAUUCGUCUGUAUGAUAUUACAUGUAGGUUUGGUGCGCUCUUAGAUAUGCAGAGGUUUAUGGACUGAUACGUCAUUUGGAUGGCAUUCAUAUCACAAAUCACAUAUCACUACCUGACCUGGGUCAAAUAUAAUAUGUCAAAUACAAGCUGCGCUUGAUUUAGUAUUGUUACGUUCGUCGUAAUAAUGGUCAGACCAAAACGCAGUGCGAUAUGAGUUCCACAUACUUUAUUAUUAGUGAAACUUAACUAAACAAUAAACACACAAACUGUGUGACUACAGAGGUGCAAUGUGCACUAACUCCAAACAAUAUCCCAUAAUACACAGGUGGAAAAAUGCUACUUAAGUAUGAUCCC